Messenger RNA from Tribolium madens (black flour beetle), 1056 nucleotides. Its product is annotated as coiled-coil domain-containing protein 130 homolog. The record is from RefSeq and is a predicted model, not a curated record. Bases 53 to 958 code for a protein of 301 amino acids. The transcript has 5 exons. Lineage: Eukaryota; Metazoa; Arthropoda; Insecta; Coleoptera; Tenebrionidae. Gene Ontology annotation, biological process: mRNA splicing, via spliceosome. Gene Ontology annotation, cellular component: U2-type spliceosomal complex; post-mRNA release spliceosomal complex.
CAAUUUUGACAAUUAUAAUUGAGGUUAGAUUGUUUUGAUUUGUCAAGGCACCAUGGGUGAGCGGAAAGGCACCAACAAGUAUUACCCCCCGGAUUACGACCCGAAGGCCGGGGGGCUCAACAAAUUCCUCGGGACGCAUGCCCUUCGUGAAAGGGCUAGGAAAAUCCAUCUUGGGAUUAUUAUCGUCCGGUUUGAGAUGCCCUACAAUAUCUGGUGUGAGGGCUGCAAUAAUCACAUAGGAAUGGGGGUUAGAUAUAACGCUGAAAAAACCAAGAUUGGGAUGUACUACACCACACCUUUGUACCAGUUUAAAAUGAAAUGUCACUUGUGUGAUAAUCACAUUGUUAUAAAAACAGACCCUGCUAACCUUGAAUAUGUGAUAGUGUCAGGGGCGAGGAGGCAGGAAAACAGGUGGGACCCCACUCAGAAUGAGCAAGUCGUACCAGAAACGAAAGAAACACAAAAGCGGAUGUUUGAUGAUUCUAUGUUUAAACUGGAGCAUGGAACCGAGGAUAAAAGUAGUUAUGAGAGCUCAAAACCGCGAUUAAUUCAUUUGUAUAAUAGGAAUGAGUGUACUUGGGCUGACAAUUAUUCGGCUAACCAGAGACUAAGACAAAUAUUUAGAGCACAAAAUUGUGAAUUGAAGAAGAUUGACGGUCAAAAUACGGCUCUAUUGAAGAAAUCAAGCCUGGACAUUCCACUCUUAGCUGAGACUGAAGAAGACAAAAAAAUGGCAUCUUUGCUCAGUCUAAAAUUGAAACCCAGCACGGACAUUGCUCAGAAUACUGAGCUGCUCAGAAAACGGAUAAUAGCGAGUUCUUCCUUACCGACAUCGAAUUUCUCCGUGAAGAAGGAACUCAAGGCUGUCAAGAUUCUGAAAGAAACACCUAAAAAAGACUUAGGGAUUAUAAAAAGACAUGCCGACUGGAAAUCGUCGUUUACCUCGUACUCUACGUAGUAGUAUCCCAUCGAUGAUGUCAGGCUUUGGGAGCGAUAUGUCACACAGCAGGUAUGCCAUGUUGGGGGGAGGAGUACCAACACUUCCAAUAUUGGAGC